CCUUCUUUUCUCGUCUUGUCUAUUCUAGAUCUUUUUUUCCUGGAGAACAAAGUUCUUCAUCGUCGGUCUUUACUACAAAAAUAUAGAUAUCCAUGCAAUUAUGCGUUCCACACUCUUUUAUUCCGUGCUUGCCAGUGGCAUCACUUCUGCUCUUGGAGAUGCGAGCAUCUCCACUUUCCCAAACUCUCUCGCUUUAGCUGCGAACUUUGAUCCCAUCAAGUCGGCCUACUGGACAGGUCUUCCUCACCAUCGUCGAACUCCCUUUUCCGUUUCGCCAGAUGGAAACUCGGCCUAUCUUGCCUACCUCGAUAGUACCUAUGCGAAGGUAUACGUGCAACAAGUUUCCCUCACCGAUUUCAGCGCCGUCGGCGAGGCCGUUGCGAUUACCGCUUAUGAAGCUACCGGAUUGGUGGCGCAAAAUGAUGGGUUUGCCUUGAUGGCAACAGUCAAUGCGACGGGGACUACUGAUCUUCCUACAGAUGGAUCACCUAUCGUGUCGAUCAUUAGAUAUACCAAUGGUACAAAGACGUGGGAGACGGCGUUGAAUGGUCCAGGAGUUCAUCCUUUGGAAAUGUUGACUUCGACUCCGGAUGCUAAUGGUGAUCUCGUUUAUUCCGCUACUGCUGGUCUUUAUGCUGGAUACUUCGUCGUGGAGGCCUAUACUACCGAUUAUGCUGGUCAUUUCGGUGAUUCCAUCCAAUACGUCAAUGACGAUGGUGUUCUCCAAACUAUCUCCGGUGCAAGCAGCAGUUUCGGUUGCUCCCACAACACCGGUAUUGGUAUCGAAGCUGCAGAUGCCGCUCCCUUUGCCAGUGUCUGUGCCGAAGAUCAAGGCGAUAUCUGGUUGAACACCGAAACGCAAUAUAUGUCUGGUCAAAAGAUUGCCAACGAGAACACCACCAAUGGUGUCAGUGGUGAACCCAUGGGCGGUAUGUCCGGAUCCUACUCUAACUUGGCCUCGAUCCCAGGCUCCGAUGGAUAUAUCUUCGCAUGGCAAUCACGCGGCGCUCUCGAUCUUACCCUGAAUGAUUGGAUGGGAACCGGGUAUACGCAAUGCUCACCCAGGUGGCUCAACCACAACGUCGCCAUCUCCGUCAUGACAGAUAAGAAAACCCUCGCCGCCGCCGAAGCCUCUUCCACCGUGGGCGCCGCAGAAGGCGACACCCAAGUCACCUGGAUCACCUAUUCCUCCACCGACGAUCACCAAAACGUCCACAUCGCCGCCGUCAACUCCCAAUACUCCAUCGUCACCUACGAAACCCUCACUUCCCCAGACUGUCAACCAGUCCCCAUGGGUUGCUCAGGUACAUACGCCGGUACCUCUUUCCAAGUCAUCGACAACACGGGCGCAAAGGUUGGAUCUGCCGUCGUCUCCACCGAAGCCUUUGUCAGUGGUGAUAUCGUCACUAUCGGUACCGAUAAGGUUUGCUGGCCGUAUGUCGAUAUGACAUGGGAUUUGAGCACGGAAAAGAGCAGCGGAACUCCAGUCUCGAAAAUGUCUUUCGCUUGUGCUACUUUGAGCGGUAACUCGACUACCACUGCUUCUUCUUCUGGUUCGGUCGUUGCUAGCUCCGCUGCUGCUACCAUCGCCGCUAGCUCUAGCUCUAGCCCAGCCGCUGCAGUCGUAGCAUCUACUUCCUCCGCAAACAUCGCUAUCGUUUCCUCCCCCGCCUCCUCCUCCUCGGCAUCGCCAUCCAUCGGGCUCUCCGUCUCCUCAGCCGCCGGUCUCGAAAUCUCUAGCUCCGCUCCCGCUUCAGCGUCUGCGUCCCUCGUCGCACCAGUUUCCUCGGCAGCAGCGAUUGCUACCCCCGUUCCUGCGAGCACCACUCUCGCUACCAAAACGAGAAGCAAGCACACGAAAUCUGCGCAUACGAAAGUAGCUACUUCGUCGGUGGGUGCGUCUGCGGCGUCGACUUCUACGGCGAGUGGAGAGUCUGCGGGGGAGGUGAGUGGUGUUGUUUCGGUGGAUGCGGAUGAGUGUGAGGGGGAGGAGGAGGAGGAGUAUUAGAUUGGAGGGGGGUUGAGGAUGGAUGAUGGUUGGAUAAGGAAUGGGGAGAUAUAGUUGAAGUAAAGAUGAAGUUAAGAUGAAGCGAGGGAAGGAAGAAAGGAAGGGCUAAGGUGGAAAUUUAUGUUUAUAUUCUUGUAUAUAUACUACUUGGUUACGAUGGGAAAUAUGCUUAGGUGUUUGUUAUACGAUAUCGAU
Botrytis sinoallii is the source of this 2203-nucleotide messenger RNA. RefSeq lists its product as uncharacterized. Lineage: Eukaryota; Fungi; Ascomycota; Leotiomycetes; Helotiales; Sclerotiniaceae. The record is from RefSeq and is a predicted model, not a curated record. The transcript has 2 exons. Bases 101 to 2008 code for a protein of 635 amino acids.